CCUUCCUGCCACUCGGCUCAUCACCUUCCUCUCCCUCAGCCUGGUCUCCGUGCUCAGCUCCUCCAGGCCUCCCUGCUCCAGUAGCCUCCGAUUCCUGGGGAGCUUAGGCAGAUGUCCACGACCAUGGGGACAGCAGAAGGGGGUGAGGUGGCCCCUGGGGCCCCCAAGCCCACCCACAUCGACGUGCACAUCCACCAGGAGCCUGUGCUGAACCUGAGCUGCCUGCAGUGGCCUUCUGCCCCCAACACCAUCCCCUGGACCCCAGGACACAGACGGCUGCUCGUGGCCUCCUGGGUGGUGCAGGUCGUGCUGGGGCUGAUGAGUGGGGUCCUGGGAGGACUUGGCUGCCUCACAUUCCAUGAAAAUUACCCGUAUUCCAUGGCCAGAUGGGUCGUUGGCAUCUGGACAGGGGUUGUGGCUGUGCUGGCUGGAGUCGUAUGCUUCCUCUACGAGAAAUGGGGUGGCACCUGCUGGGCCCUGCUGAGGACCCUGCUCACUCUGGCAGCUUUCGCCACAGCCAUUGCUGCCAUCUACACUGGGGCUUAUUAUUUCCAGGAAUUAAGCGAUGAGUUCUAUCAGGCAUUGUGUACAAGCGCCCCCUCCUGGGAGCCUACCCGCUCCCCCUGGGAGCCUACCCACCCCACCAGCUCUCCUGAAGAAGCCAACAGGCAGCACCUGUGCCUGUCCUACCUGCGCCUGGUCAAGGCCCUGUCCAUGGGCCUUAGGGCCAUGCUGUUGAGUAUCUGGGUUCUGCUGUUUCUGACUUCUCUGACCCCCAUGUUUCUGUACUGCUGGAGAAGAAGACUCCAACCCAAGGAGGUGAGUCCCUAG
This is a messenger RNA of Myotis lucifugus (little brown bat), 831 nucleotides long. RefSeq names its product transmembrane protein 176A (gene TMEM176A). The coding region runs from base 112 to 831 and encodes 239 amino acids. NCBI's taxonomy places the organism in Eukaryota, Metazoa, Chordata, Mammalia, Chiroptera, Vespertilionidae. Gene Ontology annotation, cellular component: membrane. The record is from RefSeq and is a predicted model, not a curated record. The transcript has 6 exons.